Molecule: messenger RNA, 857 nt
Organism: Clarias gariepinus (North African catfish)
Lineage: Eukaryota; Metazoa; Chordata; Actinopteri; Siluriformes; Clariidae
Gene: org
Product: oogenesis-related gene
Exons: 6
Coding region: 30-665 (211 amino acids)
Source: RefSeq, a predicted model, not a curated record
GAGUUAGUUUAUCCACGUGUAGCAGCAGUAUGACUUCUGAGUGUAGCCACACCGUUGAAGCUGACAGCAGUGAGGGCCAAAAGGGUAAAGCUGUGGUGAAGAGAGAGGGUGUGCUCGCAUCAGUCUUCUGUCGAAUUUCACAGUUCUGGCCAAUCCGUCUUGUGGUGCAUGGUUUUCGGGCUGUGUGGUGGUUCUUUGGCUUUUCCAAUCCGUCUGAAAAACAAAGUUCUCCCAGUGCACGGCAGUGUCGAUCGGGACGGAAGCGUCUAGGCCGACCCACACGUUUGCUGCUUGCCAUCCUGCCCCGGCAGCUCCAGAGUGCUCUCGGGUACCCGGUGUGCACCAGCAUCGGCUGCUCCGUCUCCCCAGAUGUGCGCUGUUCCCCCACUAAGCCCUGUGGGAAAGGCAGUAAAAGGAAGCAGGAUGAUAUGGAUGAGGAUGAUGAUGAUGAGCUGGAGCAGCAGUCAUGGGUGGAGGCGCUCAACCAGGAGCUGAAUGAUGAGGACCCGUCUGCUGAUCCUGACUACGAACCCAGUGCAGUGGAGACCGAUAGUGAGGAGUAUCGGACACACAAUGAUACUGAGAGCGAUAUCGAAGUGGAGAAAGGUGUUGUCGUGAUCCAGGAUUUGGAGACUGUACAGGAAACUGCCACUGAGGCGAAGUGAUGGUAGUGUGGAAUGUCUUGCAUGUAUUUAUAAAAGUAAUGGUUUUCUUGUAAGUAACUAACUGCCCGGUGUCUUCCUGGUCACUUGGGCUUUUUGUCUUGCCGAGGGCCUCCUGGCUCAACGGAUGGUCUGUUUUUGUACUUAUUCAGUGUCUUGUAUUGAUUUUUCAAAAAUAAAUUAUGUUUAAUCUAA